AUGGCUAACAAUUCAGUAGCAAUUCAAAAUAAUCUGGUUGUAGACACCAUAUCAAUCUCAAUGUCUAUACAAUUCUCUUUAAAAUAUCGCUGCGAUAAUUUUGGACUGCUUAUUUUGACUCACAGAGUGUGGAUAUCGCUUGAAUUGAGACUUGGGAAGAUAGAGAAAAGGAAAGACCGAGAGAAUACCUGGCGAGAGGAGACAGAAUAUCUUGGCAGAGCAGUGUGGAAAAGGAAACAAGAAAAGAUUUAUGAAGAAUAUACAAGGGAAACAGUAGAGAUUCUUAAGGAAGAUACAAGGGGAGAAGAAACAGUAGAGAUUCAUGAAGAAUAUACAAGGGAAGUAGAAACAGUAGAGAUUUAUGAAGAAGAUACAAGGGAAGAAGAAACAGUAGAGAUUUGGGAAGAAGAUACAAGGGAAGUAGAAACAGUAGAGAUUCAUGAAGAAUAUACAAGGGAAGUAGAAACAGUAGAGAUUCUUAAGGAAGAUACAAGGGAAGUAGAAACGGUAGAGAUUCAUGAAGAAUAUACAAGGGAAGUAGAAACAGUAGAGAUUUAUGAAGAAGAUACAAAGGAAGAAGAAACAGUAGAGAUUCAUGAAGAAUAUACAAGGGAAGUAGAAACAGUAGAGAUUUAUGAAGAAGAUACAAGGAAGGACGAAACAGUAGAGAUUCUUAAGGAAGAUACACGGGGAGAAGAAACAGUAGAGAUUCUUAAGGAAGAUACAAGGGAAGAAUAA
Messenger RNA from Lottia gigantea (owl limpet), 738 nucleotides. RefSeq lists its product as hypothetical. Bases 1 to 738 code for a protein of 245 amino acids. The transcript is spliced from 2 exons. NCBI's taxonomy places the organism in Eukaryota, Metazoa, Mollusca, Gastropoda, Lottiidae. The record is from RefSeq and is a predicted model, not a curated record.